AUGAGUCCCUUCAAGAGCUCCCUGCUGGCACUCGUCCUCCUUGCGCUUUCCAUGCACGGCUUCCCCCAUGUCGUCCGUGCCAAGAUCCAUGUAAAUGUGACAGAUAGCUUGGGCGCAGCCUCAGACCCGAUGACGCUUCACUGCCAAUCAAAAGACAACGACUUGGGGCCACAUAACCUCUCCGACGGACAGUUCUUCUCCUGGCAUUUUGAACUGAACUUUUGGGGCACAACUCUCUUCUUCUGCAGGGUGGAUUGGCAAGACAAGUUUCUGUAUUUCAAUGCGUAUGAUUACAAAAACCACCCCUUCCAAUGCGACAAUAAUCUGUGCGAUUGGCACGUACAACCUGAUGGAGCCUACUUCCUCCCCGCCGGCAUCGAUCACUACGUUCUAGAGGCAUGUCGACCUUCUCCUCGUUCAAAUGGUUUCACUCAGCAUAUCUCUUUUGUGGUUCCUCUUAGAGCUAGUUGA
Messenger RNA from Malania oleifera, 471 nucleotides. RefSeq names its product S-protein homolog 5-like. Bases 1 to 471 code for a protein of 156 amino acids. NCBI's taxonomy places the organism in Eukaryota, Viridiplantae, Streptophyta, Magnoliopsida, Santalales, Ximeniaceae. The record is from RefSeq and is a predicted model, not a curated record. The transcript has 2 exons.